Molecule: messenger RNA, 1225 nt
Organism: Cercocebus atys (sooty mangabey)
Lineage: Eukaryota; Metazoa; Chordata; Mammalia; Primates; Cercopithecidae
Gene: GNPTG
Product: N-acetylglucosamine-1-phosphate transferase, gamma subunit
Exons: 11
Coding region: 59-976 (305 amino acids)
Cellular component (GO): Golgi apparatus
Source: RefSeq, a predicted model, not a curated record
UCCGGUUCCCGCGGUCACGUGACCGUCAUUCCACGUGACUGCGCGGCGCUGCGGCGCGAUGGCGGCGGGGCUGGUGCGGGUGCUGUUGUUCCUCGGGCUCUCGGCCCGCGGCCCAGCGCCGGCAGGUGCCGCGAAGAUGAAGGUGGUGGAGGAGCCCAACACGUUCGGGGUGAACAACCCGUUCUUGCCCCAGGCCAGUCGCCUCCAGGCCAAGAGGGAUCCUUCACCCGUGUCUGGGCCGGCGCAUCUCUUCCGACUCUCGGGCAAGUGCUUCAGCCUGGUGGAGUCCACGUACAAGUACGAGUUCUGCCCAUUCCACAACGUGACCCAGCACGAGCAGACCUUCCGCUGGAACGCCUACAGCGGGGUCCUCGGCAUCUGGCACGAGUGGGAGAUCGCCAACAACACCUUCACAGGCAUGUGGAUGAGGGAUGGUGAUGCCUGCCGUUCCCGGAGCCGGCAGAGCAAGGUGGAGCUGGCGUGUGGAAAAAGCAACCGGCUGGCCCACGUGUCCGAGCCGAGCACCUGUGUCUAUGCACUGACGUUCGAGACCCCCCUCGUCUGCCACCCCCACGCCUUGCUAGUGUACCCGACCCUGCCAGAGGCCCUCCAGCGGCGGUGGGACCAGGUGGAGCAGGACCUGGCCGACAAGCUGAUCACCGCCCAGGGCCAUGAGAAGUUGCUGCGGACACUGUUUGAGGACGCUGGCUACUUCAAGGCCCCAGAAGAAAACGAACCCACCAAGUUGGAGGGAGGUCCUGACAGCUUGGGGCUGGAGACCCUGGAAAACUGCAGAAAGGCUCAUAAAGAACUGUCAAAGGAGAUCAAAAGGCUACAAGGUUUGCUCACCCAGCAUGGCAUCCCCUAUAGGAGGCCCACAGAAACGUCCAGCUUGGAGCACUUGGGCCACACGACAACCAGAGCCAAGCCUCCAGAGCAGCUGCGGGGUGACCCAGGACUGCGUGGGAGUUUGUGACCCUGUGGUGGGAAGGCAGAGGUGGACACGGCCGAGAGCCCUGGAGAUUGGCUGGUAGGACCCCCAGGGACCAGCUGGCCAGGCUUGUGCUCAGAGAAGCAGACAAAACAAAGAUUCAAGGUUUUAAUUAAUUCCCAUACUGAUAAAAAUAAUUCCAUGAAUUCUGUAAACCAUUGCAUAAAUGCUAUAGUGUAAAAAAAUUUAACAAGUGUUAAACAGUUCACUACAAGUAAAUGAUUAUAAAUCCUA